AUGUCAAACUUACCUAGCCCGGGCGCCCCUUCUGGAGAUGCUCCGCAUGUCGAUAGUCAGGCGCCGGAUGUAAUUAAAAUUUUGGAGAAGCAUUUUUCCCCUGAUCCCAACAGAGAAUCGGGUGGGUGGACUCCUGGUGGUAGCAAAGCGGCGCCCACCAAAGACGGCGACUCUUCUUCAUUAGCGGCGCCCAGCAGUUCUCGUGGGAAAUCUAUUGCGACCGAAUCAGCGGUGGUCGAGGCGCCCCACAAGCAAACCAAAGCGCCCAGCCAAGCAAAAGGGCUAAGAUCAGGUGACUAG
Molecule: messenger RNA, 300 nt
Organism: Linum trigynum
Lineage: Eukaryota; Viridiplantae; Streptophyta; Magnoliopsida; Malpighiales; Linaceae
Source: the annotation of a GenBank genome assembly